CUGUUUAUAUCCCAAUGAGGUUUGAACAUUAGCCUUCCAACUGAUUGUUCUAAUAGUGAUAACUUAGUCAUUCUGUAAUAUACAUUAUAAUUCUUUGAUGAUUAGCAGUCAUAAAAUCAUAAUCAUGUGGGAAUAAAGCAGUUCCAUAUUUUACAGUUGAAUAUCUCUUUACUUUUCCUAUCACCUCCACGUUUUGAGGAAACCCUAGACUAGAGCUAAAGGUAUUGUUCUGAUAGAGGCAACUUUUUUCAAGGAGCUGAGAUAGGGUAAUAAGUCAACGAAUGGGAGAAUUGGGUUGCCUCUUUCCUAUAAAGACAAAUCAAGCUUUUCUAGAGCUGAAUUGGGAAAAGUCAGAAGGAAGAAAAGUUGAGAAUAUGCAGGCUGGUUGCCAGCUCCAGCUUCGGUGACCUCAGCUGGUCAGGUGCUAGCUAGCCACUAGUGUUAGAGGCUUAGAGGAGCUAAGCUAGAGAGUGUGCCCUCAGAGCUCCCUUGCAAACUUCUGGGGACUCCAGGGACAUGGUGACUCAGCACUUGGGACUUUUGGCAUUGGCAAACUUUCUUGCUGUUUCUGACCAUAUGGUGUCCUAGUAUUGAAAGCACUUGUCAUAUUAGUAUGACACAGAGAACAUUGAGUGGUCCCUUGGCCUUACACCAUCCUGUAGCAGCAGCAGGGGGAUGGGGUGUUAUUCCAGUUAAGAGAAAGGCAGCUUCCAGCUGGCUUUCUCUUCCACCCUCCUGGGUGGCAUCAUGUAACCCUGAGACUUCUAAUGAGGAUUGUGGGAUGGGCUGGCCCUUCUCUAUCCUUGCAUUAUGGCAAUUAUUUUCAUUUGGCCCCUAAAGUAGGAAGGUUUCACUAGGUGAGCUCCUGCCUGAGUGCCUGGCUGUUUCCAUUUAGUCCUUUCCUGAAUAGAUGACAAAGCAUUGGUCUCAAGAUGUCUAUAUUCUGGUUGAAGGUGACCUUAUGAAUCUGAGAGGUCUAGAGAUCUUGAAACUAUUAGAAAAUCGACUGGCAGCAAGAAGAGUUUCUUCAUAGUAGAUAACCACUGACAGAGGAAGAGACCUAGGCUGGUUUACUAGAAGAUCCAAACUUUGAGGAAGACAGUGCAGAACUAAGACUAAAUAUAAACUGCUUAAUCAGCAAUCUUACAAAUUGCUUACGUUCUGAUGUCAUUUAAGGAUUAGCCUCCUAGCAGAUAACAGUAGUUAUUAAUUAAGAUGCUGAUCCUGUUUUAAGUCAUUUUGUCAAUGCCACGAGCAUUAUAAUAAUAAUAAUAAUAGUUUAGUAUCUAUUUUAUGUGUGGGAAUAAAAUAUCAUACUGCAUUUAAUUCAUAUUGUACAUUGAAUCCUUUUUUUUAUUCUCUCUUUUGAGAGAAAUAGAUAUGAAUCAGAAAGCUGUUUGAAAUAACUGGUUCCCUGGUAUCCCAGAGUAGGGGCUUAAAUAAACCAAAGAGAAAUGUAAGCCUAAUCCUCUAUUUCACUGGAGUUGAGACUCUUUGUAACUACAGAAUAGUCAAAGUGCCUUCCUAGUAAAGAAGGGCCUGCGAGUCCAACUCCUUGGAUCCAGCAGCUGAUUUUUAAAAUAUAUAUUUUUUCCAGAUUAUACGUUGAUAUGACUUUUAAUAAUUUUUUUCUAACAUUUUGUGAUCCAUGUUCUCCCUCCCUCUUUCCUACACUUUUCCCCUCCCCAAGACAGCAAGUAAUAUGAUAUAGGUUGUACAUGUGUUAUUACACAAUAUAUUUCCAGAUUUGUCAUAUUGUGAAAGGAGAUGACUUUUAUUUACACUAGAGAAAAAUACAUGGAGGAAAUAAAAUGAUCAGUGAUACACUUCAAUCUUCAUUCAGACUCUAGCCAUUCCUUCUAUGGUGGUCGAUAGCCUUUUUCCUCAUGAGUCUCUUGGAGCUAUGCUGGAUCCUUGCAUUUUUCAGAGUAGUUAAGUUAUUCAUAGUCGAUUUUGGUAAUUUAUUGCUGUUACUGUGUACAGUGGUCCUUUGGUUCUGCUCACUUCACUCUGCAACACUUCACAGAAAUCUUUCCAGGUUUUUUUGUGAUCAUUUUGUUGGCUAUUGCUUAUGGCACAGUAAUAUUCCAUUAUGAUCAUGUACUACAACUUGUUCAGCCAUUCUAUUGAAGGACAUCCCUUCAUUUUCCAGUUCUUCAUCACCAAAAAAAUUAGGAAAAAAACCUCUUAACUCAUGUAAGGGCUCAUAGAGCAAAUAUGCUUGCCUUUGCCUCCUUCUCAGAAGCCAUUAGCUGAGGAAGGCCCCUCUUCCUGGUCUGUUGUCUUUCCUUUGGUCUUCUCCCUACCCCCAACCCAAAGCUCCAGGAAUUAGAAUUGCUGAGAAUUCUCCUCUCCAGUCUUCCCCAAAGGAUUGUCAAAAGCUAGAGCCUCUCUCAGACAGCCUAAUUAAGCUGGUUAAUGAGUAGCUAAAUAGGAAGAGAUAAAAGAAUCAUGUGGCUUUAAUGCUAGGACAGUUUGGUUUGUGUGUGUGUGUGUGUGUGUGUGUGUGUGUGUGUGUGUGUGUGUGUGUGAGGGUGGAAUUCUUGCUUGCUGAUGGUGCAAUAUACUACUGGUGAUCUCAUUAAAGAAAUGUUAUUCUUCAUAAACUCGGGUAGCCAACACUAUUUUCUGAAAGUAACUGGUUCUAGGGCAGUAAAGUAAGCUAGCAAGAAUAAUUUCUUCUAAAGGGCAGGUUGGCUUGAGCACUCGAGAGAGACGACAGGUGGGUUGGUACAGCUUUGGGAAUGUAAUCAGCUGAACUGGAUGCUAGCCCAGAAACUGGGGCUAAAGCCCUCAACUUACAGGGCCAGGAUGUCCUUGGUGACCACAUGGAAUUCCCAAGUGCUGGGUUUUAGAUUUCAUUUGAAUGAUAUGACUGUUUCCUGCUUAGACUUCUAAGACUAGCUAGAUUCUUCCCAAUCCUCCUCUUCCAAAGAUGCUAAAACCAUAUUAUGGAAAAUAUUACAUUACAGAAGAAAAGUUUGUGGGAAGAGGAGUUCACAGUCCAAAGCUGGGACUCCAUAUCAUUUUGCACUAGAUAUCAGAGUCAGUAUUUUAGAGAAUUUUAGUAGUGGAUUAAGGCAAAUUUUCUAAAAUAUGAAGCCUCAUUCUCAACCUAGCAACUCAAAACUUAUCUGUAAAAUCACAAGCACAAAUUAUCUUUCUCUUUCACAUUUAUCUCUGUGGUUUUCUGAUCCAGUUAUAUUUAUUAGCAAAUUGGUUGGGGGCAUUAUGGUAUAGUGGAAAGAGCAUUGGAAUGGUGAUAAGUUUACCUGGUUUCUAGUUCUGGUUCUAUAGCUUCCUUGGGCUAUAACCUCAAGUAUGUUAUGAUGUAUGAUUUAGACAUUUGGAACUUGGUCAGAAGAGCUAAAUCUUUCACAGUUCAUCAUCAUUACAAUAUUCUCUGUGUAUAGUUUAUAAUUUUCUACUGGAUCUGCUCACUUCACUUUGCAUCAGUUCAUUAAUUCUUUUCCAGGUUUUUUUGAAACCAUCCUCCUCAUUUCUUAUAGCACAAUAGUAUUCCAUCACAAUAAUAUACUGCAAGUCAUUCCUCAACUGUUGUGUAUCCCCUUAAUUUCCAAUUCUUUGCUACCAUGAAAGAAUCUCCAAAGAGGAAAAGUUGCUGACUAAUAGAGAUAGAAAUGGAGAUAGAGGCUGGGAGUCAUAGUGGAGAACAAGGAGUAUUUCAGUUUCAUCUUUUAGUAGAUAAUAAGGGAGGAACAAUUGUAUGAAAAUGCAGGUGCUGGAAAGGGUUGCCAGAGAAACUGUCAUCCAUCCAGAAUGAGCCAGGUGCCAAGGAGUACAAGGAGUUGGCUAAGCAUAAAAGGAAAAAUUUUGAUAUAAAAUCAAGUUUGCUAACUAUGGAGCAGACAUUCCCAAAAGUACAGUGGGGGAACCUAAUAUAUAGAUUUACAGUAAGAAGAUGGGGAUAGAGGUGUAGUGAAGGGGAGAGGAAUAAGGGAGUGGGGUGUGAAUAAUGACUGGCAUUUCAGAAUCCCUGGAAUGGGGUGGGAGUCAAUUAUUGAGCAAUGAGUUUAGUUUGGUUAUCAGUAUCCCUAGAGGGUCAGCCUCCGGGCAGAGACAGAGACAUCACAGGAUAUUAGGCAACAGUGUGUAGUUGGGAAACUGGAAAGGGUAAAGGAAUAUCUUCUUCUUCCUCCCCUGAGGCUCAGGAAGGAGACUGGUAGAGGUAGGUGACAGAAUGUGAUGUCUCUCUUACCCCAUGGCCCCUUAGAAGUGAUCUAGUUCUUAUCAACUGUGAAAACUGGACUACUGUCAACAUUGCAAUGAUGUGGGACGAUCCUGAAAGACUUAUGAUGGGGAAUAUUAUCCAUCUCCAGAGAAAGAACUGCUGGAGUCAGAUGGAUGUGGAUCAAAGCAUAAGAUCUUUCACAUCAGACUAUUCAUGGUUUUAUUUUGGAGUUCAGGUUUUGUAUGAGUGUGCUCUCACAAUGAUGACCAAUAUGGUAGUAUAUUUUGCAUGAUAAUAAAAUAAAAUUUAAAAAAGUGAUCUAGUUCCAAUCAUCUUAUUUUACAGAUGAACCAAGAGAGACCAAGAGAGAUGACAGUUACUUAUCCAAUAUUACAUGGGAAAUGUGGUGACAGAGAAAGAAUUUGAACUUGGAUUCUGACUCCAAGUUAGGGACUCGACCAUUUUACCACAAUGCCUCAUUAUAUUUGGAAUAAUUUCUUUUGGACAGAGCCGUAUCCUACACAUAUCUUCUAUACAGCAGGAAUUCAAUGUUUCUUGAUGAUGAUGAUACUGCUCAGUUCUUACCUAACUUUGUAAUCGAUAUUUUUCAGAUUUUUUUCCACUUUUCCAAACAGGUCCUGCUUUCAUGUUGUAUGCUUGUUAUCUUAGCUCUCUGGCUAACAGAGGUAAUAGGAGAGAGCAGCAACUGAGUUUUGUCUUUUUCUCCUACCUUUCAAAUCAUUCUCCAUUCCCCCUCUCUCCUUUUUCCUCUUAGGUUCUCAUAGUUCCAUCUAGUCUUCUUGCCUCCAGUUUCUAUGAAAAAGAAUGGAAUCACAUAAAAAAAAAAAGCCCUCUUUUCUUAGGGGCAGCUAGGUGGUUCAGUGAAUUGAGAGCCAGGUCUAGAGACAGGAGGUCUUGGGUUCAAAUUUGACCUCAGACACUUCGUAGCUGGGUGACUCUGGACAAGUCACUUAGCCCCAUUGCCUAGCCCUUACCAUUCUUCUGCCUUGAAACCAAUACACAAUAUUGAUUCUAAGAUGGAAGGUCAGGGUCCCCCCCCCCCCCACCUUGUUCUUAAUGGGUAGGCAAGCUUGGAAUGCAAAGCCCAGGCUACAUGUUUUCUCUGCAAAAAAACCCAGCCCAUCACACUCAAAAUUUCUGGUUCCUGCAGCCAAUGGCCAGCCCCCUAGACUUGGAGGGAUUGUACCAAGAGGAAGGGGAGAUCUGGCAAGAAAAUCUCCACUCCAGAUCCAGUUUAGCCCCCUGACAAACAGCUGCUAAGUGGCCUCCUCCAAAAGGCUCUUGUCACUUGGUUCCUCUAGCUCCUGAACCAGAUGGGUGGGGCCAGGAAGUUCCUUGGAAAGUGUAAUCUGUGUUAAAAAAAAAAAAAGAGAAAGAGAAAAGAGAGAAAAAGAAAAGAAAGAAAGAACUCAUAAUUCCUGAGGACACAAUCUGAAACCUGAGACUCUCGACUAGGGAGUCCUUUCACAGAGGGAGGGAGAGAGAGGAAGAAAGAAAGAGACAGAGAAAAAGGGUUAAAGAGAGUCUAAACUCCGUGGUCAGCACAAAGAGCUGAGCACAGCUUGAACCGUGUCCCCAUGUUGCUAACUGGCCAGAUUAAGUGGUCAGCCCUGAUGCUGGCCAUGGUGAUCUCUUCUCUCUGCUUAGCCCUUCCCUUAGACAAAGAUCGGAAAGCACUCAUAAGGAAAGAAGAGAUGUUGCAAAUUGGGGGGAAGUUGCUGUUAACAAAGCAAGAAGAGCUGGCCAAUGAGAAAUUAAUGGCCCUCAAAAAUGCAGAGAUUGCACAAGCAAUGAAGACAAGUCAAUUUCCACCUAGUAUGCACUUCUUCCGGGCCAAGAAGCUCAUUGAAGAAAGUAAAGUGUUCCAUGUCUUAAAGAAGAUGCCAAAAGGAGCUGCUUUACAUCUCCAUGAUUUUGGCAUACUAAGCGUUGACUGGUUGGUGAGGAAUGUCACCUACAGACCACACUGCUAUCUCUGUUUCACUCCACGUGGUAACCUGCAAUUCAAAUUUGCCGAUCCUGCCCCUCCAACCCCAAAGCCAGAGGAUUGCUCUGAAUGGAUUUUGCUAAAAAAGUAUCGGGGGCAGCUGCAGAAUGUCACUGAGUUUGACAACAGCUUGCUGAAAAACUUGACACUGGUGGUGGACAACCCUGAGCUAGCAUACUCAGAUCAAGCCAUCAUUUGGGCAAGGUUUGAAAACAUCUUUAUCACUGUUGCUGGGCUUGUCCAUUAUGCACCAGUGUUUAGAGAGUACUUCGCUAGAGGUCUGCAGGAGUUCUAUGAGGACAAUGUCCAGUACUUGGAGCUGAGAGCCACACUGUUCCCGGUUUAUGAACUGAAUGGGAAAACACAUGACAAAGAGUGGUCAUUGAAGACUUAUCAAGAAGUAGCCCAGAAGUUUGCCAAAGACCAUCCUGACUUCAUUGGAGCCAGAAUCAUUUAUAGCUAUCACAGGAGGAAAAAUGUGACUUACAUUGCUGAAUCAGUACAGGCUGCUAUGAAGCUCAGAGUCAAAUUCCCAGAGACCAUGGCAGGAUUUGAUCUGGUGGGUCAAGAGGACAAGGGGCAUUCUUUGUGGGAGCUGAAGGAGGCCUUGAUCCUCCCAACCACUCAAGGUUUUGACUUGCCUUACUUCUUCCAUGCUGGGGAGACAGAUUGGCAAGGCACUUCCAUAGAUGAGAACGUUUUGGAUGCUCUAAUACUGAAUACCACCAGGAUUGGCCAUGGAUUUGCUCUGAGCAGACACCCAGUAGCCAAAAAUAUCUCUUUGAAUAGGGAUAUCCCUAUAGAAGUGUGUCCCAUCUCUAACCAGGUCCUGCAGUUGGUGUCUGACCUAAGGAACCACCCAGCAGCUUCUCUAAUGUCCAGUGGGCACCCGAUGGUGAUUAGUUCUGAUGACCCCUCCAUCUUUGGAGCCAAGGGCUUGUCUUAUGAUUUUUAUGAAGUUUUCAUGGGCAUAGCAGGAGUGAAGGCUGACCUGAGGAUUCUCAAACAGCUGACAUUGAAUUCAAUCAAGUAUAGUUCUUUGUCAGCGGACAAAAAGCAAACCACUAAGGAAAUCUGGCAAAAGAAAUGGGAUAAGUUUGUGCAUGAUCUGGCAGAGGGGAAGAAGCUAUGAAGUAAUUUACAUCUAUCGAAAAUUUUCCUGAUGCCAAAGCUGCCGGAACUGAGCCUUCUUGGACAAAUACCUCACAUAGCUAUAUCCUGCCUCAUGUCCUGAUCUUUGGAAGAGAAAAGCAAUAAGCUGGCCCUGUUACCUCUCGGCAAAUCAACAAAUCUGCACAAUUCUUCCGAGCCCUGGGGCAUGUGACCCAUCUAGUCAAACAGUGAGAACUUCCUUAGAACUCUCUGGCAAACUCUUGUUUGUGUGCCCAUUACCUUGAAUCCUGGCUGGCAGUCAGCCUUUUCUCCUUUUGUUAAUGCCCAUUUGGUGGGUUUUGCCAGAUUAGCACCCAAACUACUAGAAGCAACAGAUAGUGUAGUAAAACUGGCAUUGGACUGGAAAGUAGGAAACUUACUUUUGAAUCUUGCCCCUGACAGUUAGUUGGGCAGCCAUGAAAAAUUCACUUCACCUUGCUUAAUGUUUGUUUUUUUCAGAUAUAAGAUGGAGAUAAUAGAAUUUAAGCUACCUACCUCACAGGGCUAUGUAAAUGGGAGCUAUUAUUAUACUUAGUAGAAGUGUUCAAGCAGAGCCUAGGCACCAUCAGGUAUCAGGGAAGUUAUUCCUGCUCUGAGUGGAAGGUUUGAUUAGAUGAUGUAGCUCCAAUUCAGGGAUCUGAUCACUCUUUGAUUGAUAGCUCCCACCAAUGUCCAAAGCAGUGCCUUUUGUCCCAAAUUAAUUAAUAAUAAUUCUAGGGGGCAGCUAGAUGGCUCAGUGGAUUGACAGCCAGUCCUACAAACAAGUCCUGGGCUCAAAUCUGGACUAGCUGUGUGACCUUGGGCAAGCCACUUAACCCCCAAAGCCUAGCCUAUUACUAUUACUAUUACCAUUCUGCCUUGCAACUAAAACAUAGUUUUGAUUCUAAGACAGAUGGUAAGGGUUUUAAAAAAUGGUGAAAAGUGGGAUUGUUUUAGUGGGACACAGAGAAUUGUCAAUAGCAGGAAAUGGGGACCAGCACUAUAGUCUGGACCUAAGUAGGAUUGCUAAUCUGGUAAAAUGAGAUAGCUGAUCUUGGCAGAGUUGUAAACUAGGCCAACAAUUCUGAGAAAUGAUUUAGAACUAUGCCCAAAGGUCUUAUAUAAAUGCCAAGUAUACUCUUUGACUUGGCAAUACUACUGUUUUUAUACCCUGAAGAGGUAAAAUAAAAAGGACUCAUCUAUACACAAAAAUAUUGUAGCUCUUUUUGUGGUGGCACUGAAUAGGAAAUUGAGGGGAUACUCAUCAAUUAGGGAAUGGCUGAACAAGUUGUGCCAUAUGAUUGUGCCAUUUUGAUGAAGAGAGUAGUUUCAGAAAAGAACAUGGCAAGACCUAUACUAACUGAUGCAAAGUGAAGUGAGAGGAAUGAGGAGAUCAUUGCAUUCGGUAACAACAACCUUGUAAUGAUGAUCAACUAUGAAAGAAUUGGCUACUUUGAUCAAUGAUGAUGACAAUUCCAACUGUCAUCAAUACUCUGAUCCAAGACAAUUCCAAAGAACUCAUGAUGAAAAAAUGCUGUCCACUGCCACAAAGAAAGAACUUGGAGUGCAAAUUUAAGUAUAAUUUUCUAGCUUUCUUUAUUAUUUUAUUAUUUCUAUUUUUUGUGAUGUGGCUAAUGUGGAAAAUAUUUUGCAUGAAAAAAAAGAAGAUAGUUUUUUUGACUCAGAGGCUACUACUUCCUGGUUCUCAGGAGGUUUCAUUGGUAAUUAGUUUAAGUGGAAAAAUCCUAGGCAUAAAGUUGGGCACGGUCAGUGCCACAAAAGGAAACUUUCUGGGGUUUCCUUCAUGUGGUAAUCAGCUGGAGAGGAACAAAAAGAGCACUAGACAUAGCUAUUUGCUCUUUCACUUCUGACUAAAAUUUUUUGCUAGGGUUACAGUAGAUAAUACUAAUUUCAUUUGUUUUACUCACAGUCAAUAAAACAUUUAUCAAGUGUCUUCUAUGUGCUAGGUUCCAGGAAGAUAAUGAAAGGUAAGAGACAGAUCUUCAGGAGCUCACAGUUUAAAUGGGGGAAUGGUGGUUCUGUCAUUUCAGUCAUGUCUGACUUUUUGUAACCCCAUCAGGAGUUUUCUUGGCAGAGUUCCUAGAGUGGUUUGUCACUUCCUUCUCCAGCUCAUUUUACAGAAGAGGAAACUGAAGCAAUUAGGGUUACAUGACUUGCCCAGGAUCAUGUAGCUAGUAAGUGUCUGAUUCCAGAUCUGAACUCAGGAAGAUGAGUCUUUCUGACUCCAGGUCUCGUACUCUAGCCAGUCACUGCCGGUGACAGACUAGAACAGAUGAAGGAAAGUUGAAAAGAGAGGAAAGGCCAUAGGGGUAGGGAAGGUAUGAUGAAGUUCAGAGGAGGGCAGCCAAGGAGGAAAUCAUGAGAUGAUUGCCCUGUGUACAUCCCUAAAUAAAGGCUCUGCUCCAGGGGCAAGAAGUCUCCAGGAAGCACUCCCUCUGUACCUUUGGGGAGGCAAGUUAACAGAUGUAUUAAUUUAAAAAAGAGAAUAUUUUAAUCCAAUCUAUAAAGAAACACUUUAUAAUGGGAAUCAGGUGAAUAUUUUCUAAAUAUUUUCAUGAAUUGACAUUUACUCAUAUUUACCUAGUCAGAUGUGGGUGGGAGACAAUUGGAAUCCAUUCUAAUGAACCUAUGGCACAGUUCCUGGCAUAUAGUAAGUGCUUAAUAAUUUUUUUAUUCACAUUAUCUUCAUAUUGUACAUAUAUAUGCAGGCUAGCACCACCUCUUUCUAAAUGUGGAUCCCUGAAGACAAUUAGCCAAAUUCAAGAUAAUGUCUGGGUCAGCAUGGAUUCAAAUCAAAUCAAAGCAUAUGAAUUUCUACUGAGUUUUUAUCAGACUAAAUCAGAUUACAUAUUAACAUAUUAAAUGCAAAAGACAAUAAUUAAAUCAGUAUAGAAAUAUUCAAACUGAUCUAUGAUCUCAUCAACUUGACAGUUCCUUCCAGUGAAAUCCAUCCAUGCCAGCCCAUCCUACAGAGCUCUCACACAUAGCAUCCUGUGAGUUCAUCACAUGAGUCCACCCAAUCCUUGAUUUCUCCUGACAUCUUGAGAGUACUACUGGCAAACUCUGGCCCAUCCACCUGUCAUUUUCAUUCUCAUCACACAACCAAUCCAUCAUCACUUGAUGUUGUACAAUUUUGUUGACAUCCUUUAACAAUAAUAAUUGCUAGCACUUACAUACAGAGCUUUAAUGUUUAUAAAGAAGUUUACAAAUAUUAUUUCAGUUUAUUCUCUUGACAACCCUGGGAGGUAGGUGCUAUUUUCAUCCCCAUUUUACAGAGGAGGAAACUGAGGUCAAGUGACUUGUCCAGGGGCACAUGGCUAGUGUCUGAGAUGCGAUCUGAUCCCUCCCAGCAUUGUCUGCUAGACCACUUUUACACCUGCUCUUCAGAGUGCAUUUGUUUAGUUGUAUGUUUGGUUAUGUUGCAACCUGCUCACACCUGCCAGGCACCUUUCCUUUGGCCAUGAUGACAUUCAUCUGGUUAUACUGUGGUGUUCCAAAUCUUGCUGCCAUUUAGCAACCUCAACAAAGUCUUUGCAUGGAAAAGACGGGCUUUGCUUGAGGCAUUAGAAGCGCUUUGUAAUUUCCCCAAAGCCAUCCGGCCCACUUUUGUCCUCCUUUCCACUUCCUUUGUCCAUCCUAUCAGCUGUCCCAGAUCCACAAACUGCUGGACCAGCUCUCUACGGCUCUAUUCAGAUGCAGGUUGAAAUCCGGGCAAUCGAAAUGGUAAAUAAGGAGGCCACUCCCUGGGCAUCCAUCACAGAGAAUGCCCCAGGACAUGCCUCACAGUUGGAGAGGAACACUGAGCUGGGACAGGCCCCCCUCCCCGUGAAAUAUACUGCUCGGGCUCUAAAAGCAGCUGCUCCCUGCCUCCCCCGACCCGACGCGGCUGAAGGGACGUGCCGGGCUUCUCCCUCUGCUACACUGCCACCUGCCGUUUCUCUGAUGAACUGCUGCUGCCAUCCGGCAGCCCUUCCCCUGGUUCGCGAGUUCUCUUCCCCAGCUGGUCUGUGAGAUCCUCCACAGCCCCAGGGAUACUUCGGCUGUUUGCUGAGCCUCGGCACAACCCCGCAACCAGCAAAGCCAGACUGGUCAGAUCGGCUCUUCCGCCGGCGCUUGCUUUAACCUCUGCGUCUCCAUGGCCACUCGCUAUACAGCCGUUGAAUGGAUUGAGAAUGGGGAAGCAAAAGCAGUUGAUGGGGGUAAAUAAAUGUUUUCUGACUUC
Molecule: messenger RNA, 11574 nt
Organism: Monodelphis domestica (gray short-tailed opossum)
Lineage: Eukaryota; Metazoa; Chordata; Mammalia; Didelphimorphia; Didelphidae
Gene: ADA2
Product: adenosine deaminase 2
Biological process (GO): inosine biosynthetic process; adenosine catabolic process
Molecular function (GO): adenosine deaminase activity
Source: RefSeq, a predicted model, not a curated record